AGAAACCCACGGGCCGGCCGGGGGACCACCGGCAGCGCUAAAAAUUGAACCUUGUCUGCCAUAGGUGUCGGACACGUGGUGCGCGCCGGUUGCGCAUGCGCGGCACACCGGCCACACAACGGCGGCGGCGGCGACGGCAGCGACCGGCCGGCACACUGGUGUGCUGCGGUGCGCGCGUGUGUUUUAUACAGUGUCCGCCGACCGUCGGACGUCUUACACGCGUUCGCAUACGAUAUCUGCCGGGCGCGUUCCCCUCCCCCGACGACGCGGGCGACGUACACAAUAAUAUUAUAAUAUUAUAUUAUUGUUGCUCCGUUUUUUUUUUUUUUUUUUUUUAUUAUUACUACGGACGCGAAUAGUUUUUUGUUUCAUCGAACGUAAUUUUUUUUUUUUUUUUUUAAAUUUUUUAACAUUCGUUUUUUACCGGCGAAAGUUCUACGCACACAGUAGUAGUAAUACCGCCAAGACAGCUAUUACUACUAAUACACUCGACUCUAUUGUACAUGCCAUAUUACUACUACUACAACUACAACUGCUACUACUUGCCAUAAUACACUACUAUACCGUAAUACCGUAAUAUACGUUUGCACCACUACGACAUUGUAUUAUAAUAAUCGCGGCAAAAGACGUGUACCGCCGUCGGUAGUUUAUCGAACGCGACGAGCGGCGUGUAAAAUAAUAUUAAUAAAUCAAGUCGUACGGCUGUUGUAAUCGUAUCGCAUAGUAUAGACGACCGCGACACCGGUGACGGGGAAUAAAAAAAUCGUCGCCGGUGGCGACGACGGCGGCGGCGGCGGCAGUGGCGUCCGUGGCGAUGUCGCGAUCACCGUCCGCGGCAGACGACCCGUUUACCACCCGGCACAUUCGCUGGACGAUUAGCUGGUACGCCAUCAUAUCGUACGCGACGAAACAACAAAAAUAUUAAAAAAAUAAAUAUAUUCACACGAUUCGUAUACAAACGUCAAACGUGCACUACCAGACGACGACGACGACGACGACGACGACGGUACAUUGCCGCAAAGACAAGUGCAAUUGCAACUGCGACUGCAGCGUUGCAGCAACCCAAAACAAAAAAAACGUGUUCACUGCACGUCGGCUGCAGUCUUCCCGUGUCGUCUCGUACCUUUAUAUGAUGCCGAUGCAAUUACCGCCGUGGACGCUAUCGGCCGACCGAUGAGUUGUUGUUGGCCGACAGUCGCGUGUGUAACGACGCCGCCGCCGACCUGAGCGUUUGUGGGAAGUAUGUGGAAGACACGUAACCGAUACAAUUGGUCGUGGUCUAUACGUAUUGUCGUUGUUGUAGCCGCCGCAGCCGUAACGCUCGCGAUGUCCGCCGCCGAACCACGCGAAUCCGCCGUCUCCUCUUCCCUGCGUUCUUCUUUUUCGUCGUCGCCGCCAUCGCGGCCGUCGUCGUCCUCGUCCUCGUCAUCUUCCUCCCCGUCCGCCUCGUUCUCCUCGUCGUCAUCGGCCGCCGCUACCAGUGCGGUAACCGUCGUCACGUCACAACUGGAAAGAGCGCCGUUCGACGGAACCGAACAACAGACCAACACUCCAGGUACAUCAGGUGGCAGACGACAGCAUUGUCCAUGGUGCAAACGAGCGUCUGGCGCACUCCCGUUACCACCGUCUUCGUCAUCGUCAGCCGCUUCUUCGUCGUCAUCAUCGUCAUCUUCGUCGUCAUCGUCGUCGGCGACUUCCGGUAUCAACCGGCACCACCACCGGCGGAAGCACCGUCCGCGCGGCCGGAGGCACUACGACAGCGCCACUAGGUCUAGCCUGGACAAACAGCGGAUAGAGGCGAUCAAAGAACAGAUACUGUCCAAGCUGGGCAUGACCGCUAAACCGAAUAUCACCAAGGCGCGGUCGACGAGGUUCCUGGUGGAGGCACUGGCCGUCGAACCGCUGUCCGGACUCACUGCCGCCGACCCGGAAGCGGCCGCCUCGUCCGGAAAUACGCUGCCGCCGAGUACACGGUUACCGACCACCAGAGACGCCGAUUCGGAGCCGGACGAUUUUUACGGCCGCACCAGGGAGAUCAUAGGAUUCGCGGAACCAGGAUCAACGUUAAACGGACAAACGUUGUUAGAAUUUCCGUGGUCACAGGAUAUGGGAAGCACUGAUUCUGUAAAAGUCAAGUCUGCGAAGCUGUGGUUUAGGUUAGAAUACAGGCCGGACGUUCCCCCGGCCGCGCGUAGGACCCAUCACAGUCACAAUGUAACUCUGUGGCUGUUUAAAAUAAACUUCCGUACGAAUCCAAUGCGGAAUACCACGUUCCUAAGUGGUAAGGAAUUCGACGAACACGCCACGCUGGCGUCAUCGCUGUCGCUGUCGCUGAACAACCUGGGCUGGAUAUCGGUGGACGUGACGAACACGGUGCGCGAGUGGUACGGGUCCAGCGGCAAGCACCGGUUGCGGUUCCACAUCGACUGUUCCGGGUGCGGCGGGCUGGUGUCGCCGGUGCUGUUCCACGACACCAGGCAGGCCAACGAGUGGGAGAACCCGUUCCUGAUGGUGUACACCGACCCGACGGUGGCGAGGCGCGUGCGCCGCCGGGCGCUGGACUGUUCGCUGGCGGUGCGCGGCCAGUGCUGCAAGCAGCGGUUCUACAUCAAGUUCCAGGACAUCGGCUGGGACUCGUGGAUAAUCGCGCCCGGCGGCUACUACGCAAACUACUGCCGCGGCGACUGUGGCGGCGUGCACAGGACACCGGACACGUACCUCAACUUCUACACGCAGGCCAUCGAGGACUACCGGAAGGCCAAACACUCGUCCAUAUUCCAGCCGUGCUGCGCUCCCGUCAAGUUCUCGUCCAUGUCGCUCAUCUACUUCACCGACGACGGUAACAUCAUCAAGCGGGACCUGCCCAAAAUGGUCAUCGACGAGUGCGGUUGUCCCUAAUUAUAACGCCGCCGCCGCCGGGACGACGACAGACGAGUGUGGUGACGGACUAGUAUGAUAUAACUAUAUAUUAUAUACUAUAUAGUAGACGCGCCCAAUUAUUAUUAUUAUUAUUAUUAUUAUCGACGACAUAUUAUUAUAUUAUUAUUAUUAUUACGUAUAUAUAUAUAUUAUAAUAUCAUAUAUUAUAUCGUCGAAAUAUUCUAAUCGCGCGCACUCAUCACGUGUUUAUUAUAAUUAUUAUUAUUAUUAUUAAUUAUACUUGAAAAUAUUGUAAUGCGAUUACGUCGCGUAUAUAUGUCACUUCGAUGUGACACGUAUAAACGUAUCAUUUAUAUUAUAAUAAUGUCCCUCGCUCGACGGUCUUUUUCUAUUACUCUUCUUCUUCUUCUUCUUAUUAUUAUUAUUAUUCGUCUUCUUCGUAUUCUUCGUAUUCUUCUUCUCAUUAUUAUUAUUAUUAUUAUUAUUGUUUACGCGUCUUUUUCGUCGCUUUCCCGGACGUCGCGUUAUCGUUUUCUUCUCGCUCCUCGCCCACCCACAAACCAUCGACCCUCGUGACCCUCCCCCGCUGUCACCAAGCCGUUUAAAGCGAUGCCUGUAAAACGCUCCGAGUGGGUUCCUAAGAAAAUCGUGAGACUUUUCUAUUCGUUAAUGCAAAACCUAAGUAUACAUCACAGAGAGGUGAACCGAAAUGCACCCUAAACAUUUGCUUAAUGAUUUUUUUAAACCGAAUGAUAUUUAUUAUUGAACAUUUAACAUACUAAUAUUCCUUUUUUUAUUGAUUCAAUCUCGUACAUUUGUGUUUAGUUGAUUCUUAAAAGUAAUUUUCUUCAAGAAAUCCAAAUCUAUUGUAAUUUGAUAUUUUUCCGAUUCUCCGACACUGUCGUAAAUUUUUUGAAUAGACAUUUUCUAUCGAUUUGAAUUUUUUCAAUAUAUCUAAAAAUGUGUUUAGUGCGUCCAAUGGGGGUUAAUGAAAUACAAUAAAUUAACGAUAUAAUUAUGGACGCAGAUACUCGAUUUUGAAAAUCGAACGCACUCGGACGACAACCAUUUUGUUUUAAUAUAUUAAUAUGACUGUUAUCUUAUAACAGUCAUCGCUGUCUCGGUAAUGUACGGUCUCUGGUCGACAACGAUCGAGUACACGAUAUAGAAACACACUUACACGCGAGCUUGUCGUCGGCUGAGUUUUCUAAAAUGCGAAAAAAAACCAAAUUUUAACGACUCCGUGGAGACUCGACCACGCCAUAGCGUGACAAUGUAUAAAAUAAUAUUUUCGCAAAAACGUUCGUCGUAAACGAUCGAGGCGCAGACGUGUGUGGCGGACCGGUGAAACCGAAAAAAAAACGUCAGCCAACUACGGUUCUUUCGAGUUUUUCGUCAAACAUUUCAUAUUCACUCACAGCGUUUUAUCUAUACGGAACGCUACGGCUUUACGAAGUUCCGUAUACCUGUACGGCGUGUAUUUCCGUGUGCAUUUAUAAUAUUAUAUGCACUUUUAAUACGUUAUACUAAACAAUGUUGCCGAUCUGCCGAUCGAGUAUAAUAUUAUCAUAUCAUAAACUGUUAUAAUAUUAUAAUAUGCGUCACGGUGUUAAACCCGUUCGAUUAUUUUUUUUGGGCACAACUUUUAUAACGAUAUAAUACAAAAUAUGCACGUCCCGUGGAUACGGUCUGAGAUAAAACAAUAAGCGAUAUCGCGUUACAGUUCCUUGACUUCGUAAUUAUUUUGUACUAUUACAUAAAAAUAUAAUUAUGAUAUAUAAUAUUGAUUAUAAUUUAUAUGCACACGUGUACUUUGGUCGUAAAUAGAGUUACAUUUAUUGAUAGGUAUUGCACUAUGGCACAGCUCUAUACAGGUAAUUUAUAUAAUAAUUACACAAUAUACUAAGUACAACGAACACGACUAACUAUAGUGAUUCGCGACAAAGUGGUCAGCGACAUUAUUACCAUAGUUUCCGCUGGUUUCUUCUCGGAUUUUCGCCAGUGAAUAAUAUUUUAAACUCGGUAGCGCUAUAAUAGUAAUAAUAAAUUGUAACUUUGGUACGUCUGUUGAAUUCGUAAUUACAGCAAUGACGACAAUCGUCGUAAUGACGACAGUUCUUUAGUGUUUUUCAUUCUCAUAAUUUUCAGAGCGCCCGAAGUAAGGAACUUCAUUCGAUUUCCGCAUCAAAAUGACGUAUGAAUAAUAAGCGAGUAUAGAUACUGAAAACAGGACGACCAUGCUGUUAAAAUGAUCGCAUUGAUAGCGAAAACCAUGUAAUAAUAUAAUGUAUGAGAAAAUCGUGUAAUAAUAUGUAUGAUUAUCGACCACGGAUGUAACGAAAAUACUCCACCGUCCGGCAAUUCCAAUGACUGAACGCAAAAAAGGGAGGAUCCGUCAUCGUUGGAUCGUUUUGAGUUCAUGCAACUUUAAUUUUGGUUUUUCUGAUAUUUAGGAUGUAGAGGUGUGAGGAGGCGGCAAGGAGUUUGAAGUUUAAACCCACAAAACCCCACCACUGAAAUUCGUAAUUUAAUGCACUAUCGCCACUUAACUAUUUAAUAUUAAACUAUAUUUACACAUAAUAAUAUAUGAAUCCAAUAUACCUAUCGCUGUUAGCUCGUAGCUAAUUUUAUAUUUCGUAUGCACAUACUUAAGCGCGUAUGUUUUAUUGCAUGAUGUGUGCAUACGUGUAUAUUGUAUACGAUCGCGUAUAACCUAAUUUUAUCCCGUAAAUAAAUAAAUAUUUUUAUCGUUGUAAUUGUGUAGAAAAGUGUUAUAAUAAUAUUUUUAUUCAAACGCUUCAGAAAUGAUAAUAAUAUUAUUAAUUAUGUAUAGUGAAAUUGAAAUAGUAGCAAUUCGUCUUGCAAAAAAUGUAUAAUUCAAUAAUAUAUUACAUAGACAUAUUAUGUAUAUCCACUCCACUAGCACAUUCCAUUUUAUUGUUGGUUUUAAAUUAAGGUUUAUGACGCGAAAAACUUAACUUACGAUACUUUAAUAUUCCAUAAUAUUAUAUACAUAGUUACAUAUUAAGUAAUGAUAGAUUAUAAUAUAGAUUCUAAAUUAUUAAUAACAAUAAAUUGUAACAAUAAUAAUUGUAAUUAUUAUUAUAUUAGAAAAAUGUUCUGUGAUCUCUUAUAAGACGUUUGUAUGUAAUAACUAAUAAUUGUUAUCGAACAGAAAUCGUUUAUUAUAAAUUAAACUCCCAAUCACCAAAGUGUUAUUAUGUGUACAGUGCACGCGCAUAGAAAAAUUUAUAAUGCAUUUCCUCCUCGGUUAUUCGUUAAAUUAAUUAUUUGAAUAAAAAAAUGAUUAGGGAUUUUUUUUUUUACGUUUUUGGAAAACCUAUCACCGCAUAUUAUAACCGAUCUCAGUUGAAUAAGGGAGGUCCCACGUCGUCGAAUUUAUUAAAAACUACGAUGGUGAAGUCAACUCCGAAAAAUAAGAUAGUGUAAAGGUUUCAAUUAAUCAACAAUCUUUUGCAGCGUUUUGACGUUUCAAUGGAUUAAUGUGCUUCACCGAAGUGAAAACCCGAGGCCUAAUCUCCCCCUGUUUUCUACCAGUAUUGUAUUAUAUUUUAAAGUGUAGUAAAAACGCUUACUGAUUAAACAGACUAUACGGUAAUAUUUCAUUUUUAGCAAAAACCGACAAAUGCGUUUCAUCAGCCACUGGCAGCUCUUUAACCAACUUUACUCCAUGAUACCUAUGUGAAAAAAACUAAUUUUGGAGUUUCACUUUUAAAUGUGUUCUUCUAAAUUAUACCAUAGAAGUUGCGAGUCUUAAUUAUGAUUUAUUAUAUUAAUACCAAAUAAUCUGUUCCAUUGGCCCCAACUUUAAAGAUAUUAUUAAUAUUAUUUUGUGAACCCCCCUCAAAAAAAAAAAAAAUCAAUAAAAAAUCUAUCAAUAGCGUUUAAGAAAAACUAUUUGAAUUAAAUUGAUAUAAACAAUUAUAAUCAUACGUAUCGAAAUAAAUAAUAUAAUGAAAUCAAAAUUUAGAUGACAUUUUUUUACCUAAUAGUAAUAUUGAAUGCAAAGACCAACAGAUCAUAUACCUAUGGACAAAAUAAUAUCUAAUGAAGUAGAUAAUAUCCGAUUUUAGGAAAAAUUUCGUUUGAUAAACGUGAUACUCAAUCUACAUAUUUUUUUUCAAAUAGGUAUCUAAUAUGUUAACGUAUUUGUUUUGAAAAUUACCUAUACCGUCAGACUGAAUUAGUAAGAAUCAGUACGAAAUACCGACCGUGACGCUAUAAGUUUAUUUGACAUUGUAGUAUCAUACUAUCGUUAAAUAUAUUAUGUACGGACAUCAUCGUAAUAAUGAAUUAAUAUUAAUUACCCGCAUUAAUAGAAAUGUCCCCGUGACCUUUACGCGCAGCUCGCAUUUUAUGUCAUUUAGAUUAAUUUGAAAUGUCUUAGACGAGUAUGUUCAGAGACUGAUUCCGAACAGUAAAAUAAUGUUAGGAACGUUGUUUUGUUUAUUAUCAUUCUUUUUUUCUAUCUAUCGAAUGGACUAAUAAUAAUAUGAUUGAUAAAUAAAAUGAAUAGAAACAUUAGACAAUUUUUAAAAAGAUCUUAAAUUAAUUAUUUAAAAAAUAUUAUGUAAAAUUAAAUAAUAAUAACUAAAAAAAUAUUGAGAAAUAACUUUUCAUUUCCCUUUAUGUAUUUAUUUAUUUGUUUAUUAUUUUUAUUAUUAUUAUUAUUUUUUUUUUUGUACAAUAAAUAUAUUUAUAAUAAACGAUAUUUCUAUAUACAUUUAUGUAUUACUAUAGCCUGAUGUAUUGUGUACAUUUUGUUUUCUAAAAAUUAUUUUGCCCACAUUGUGAUACUACAAGCUUUGGUUACUUGUAUUUCUUAUAACUACUAUUUUUUAACUACUAUAUAAUAUAAUAUAUAUAUUAUAUAGAAUACUAAAAUAUUAUAUUUGCACGACGUAUAAAAAAUAAUGAUACAAUUUUAGUUUUUAGUUUUUUAGUGUUGUUACCUUGCUAUAAUACGUGCUUUUAUAAAUAUUGUAGAAUUUAUAUUGUUGUAUGAUAAAUAAUUACUGAUCUUAUUAUUAUGUAUAGGGAAAAUAAGAAAAAAAAACAUUUGUUAGCAAUAAAUUUGAAACACGAUUA
This is a messenger RNA of Aphis gossypii (cotton aphid), 7989 nucleotides long. RefSeq names its product inhibin beta chain-like. Gene Ontology annotation, molecular function: growth factor activity; cytokine activity. The record is from RefSeq and is a predicted model, not a curated record. Bases 1243 to 2898 code for a protein of 551 amino acids. Gene Ontology annotation, cellular component: extracellular region. Gene Ontology annotation, biological process: SMAD protein signal transduction. NCBI's taxonomy places the organism in Eukaryota, Metazoa, Arthropoda, Insecta, Hemiptera, Aphididae. The transcript is spliced from 4 exons.